Molecule: messenger RNA, 4149 nt
Organism: Equus quagga
Lineage: Eukaryota; Metazoa; Chordata; Mammalia; Perissodactyla; Equidae
Product: ubiquinol-cytochrome-c reductase complex assembly factor 1
Exons: 10
Coding region: 93-992 (299 amino acids)
Biological process (GO): mitochondrial respiratory chain complex III assembly
Cellular component (GO): mitochondrion
Source: RefSeq, a predicted model, not a curated record
CACACGCCGGCUAAAGGACAACCUAGUGAAGGGGUGGCGGCUCCGGGGACUCCGGAAGCUCACCGUUCACCCGGAAAUGGUUGUUGAGGAACAUGGCGUUGCUGGUCCGAGUCCUUGGAAACCGGGUUAGCAUUUCCCAGUGGGUUCCAGUAUGCAGCCGAUUGGUACCUGUGCCUCCUAUGCAGGGACAGUGGGGCAGGGCUCUGUCUGGCACUUCUCAGUGGCCCCAGAUGAGCCAGUUCCUAGCAUGUGGUAGAUCAGAACAGAUUCCUGGGAUAGACAUACAGCUGAGUAGGAAGUCUCACACCACAAAUAAGCUUUCUGCUACCAAGGAUUCCCUGCAGCCUGUUGAGGAGAAGGUUGGUGCCUUCACAAAGAUAAUAGAAGCCAUGGGAUUCACAGGACCUUUGAAAUACAGUAAAUGGAAAAUUAAGAUUGCGGCCCUGCGCAUGUAUACUAGCUGUGUGGAGAAAACUGACUUCGAGGAAUUCUUUCUAAGGUGUCAGAUGCCUGAUACAUUCAAUUCAUGGUUUCUUAUAACUCUACUUCAUGUCUGGAUGUGUCUAGUCCGAAUGAAGCAGGAAGGCCGGAGUGGGAAAUACAUGUGUCGUAUCAUAGUUCAUUUUAUGUGGGAGGAUGUUGAGCAGCGUGGCAGAGUGAUGGGGGUUAAUUCCUAUAUCCUGAAGAAGAACAUGAUCCUUAUGACAAAUAAUUUCUAUGCAGCAAUCUUGGGAUAUGAUGAGGGGCUCCUUUCAGAUGAUCAUGGGCUGGCUGCUGCCCUCUGGAGAACCUUCUUCAACCAGAAAUGUGAAGACCCUCGACACCUUGAAUUGUUGGUGGAGUAUGUGAGGAAACAGAUGCAGUACCUGGACUCCAUGAAUGGUGAGGAUCUGCUUCUGACAGGGGAGGUGAGCUGGCGCCCUCUAGUGGAGAAGAAUCCUCAGAGCAUCCUGAAGCCCCAUGCCCCAAUUUAUAAUGACGAAGGUCUUUGAUGGGCUGGUCCCUCCAAACAGCUGCUCAUCUGGACUUGAGGAACUGCCAGGAGAGAGGUGCCUGUUUGGCCCAGGACUGUGCAGAAAGUGGCCUGAACUGACCUUUGAACAGCAUCUGUCAAAUAUAUGGCCCCAUUUGUGUUGAUUUUCCUCUUAGUACCCAGGAGUUUGAUCUGGUGGGGUACAGUGCUGGGAAAACCCUUGACUCUUAUAGGGUGUCCUCUCCCUCAAGAGAAGCCCUGAGAAAGAGCUCCCCAGCACCCAUUCCCCAAGUCCCCUCCAUCAACCAUGUGAUUGACAGCUUUUCCCAAAGGCCGCAGAAAGGAUGGGAAUAGGUUAGAAAGGGGCACCCCCACCAAGGGUCCACUGUGGCCUAGGAGUAAUGCUGCUGACCCCAGCAAGAUGAGUAACCAUGCUCUGUCCUCUGGCUCUGAGCUGUGGGCUUGAGUUGGCCAUUAAAAGAAACAGAGGGUUUAUCUCUGCCAUGGCUCUUCUUUAUUCCAGGGUCUUUUAGAAACUUAGGUAGUGGAUGCCAUAAGCUGAGGAGCACCGCUUGGCUCAGCUAGUGAUGGGGGGUCAGGAGGGUGUCAGGAGGGUCGCUACUGCUGCUUUUGCCUCCAAUUCAUGGACAUGUCACUGAUCUGACACAGACACAGCCUGCUAGGCUCUGUCGUCUGGGGCCCGGGAGGCUCCUGGUGUCAUUUGGAAAGAGGUCUCAAGAACAAAGGUCCCUUUGUCACCCCGUAUUGAACCAAGUGAGGAAUAUGCCCUUUUUCCUCUCUUGGCUCCUCCUUAUAUGAGAUACUGGGCAGAAGAAGAGAACAUUCUUCCUGGUUUAGUUGUACCAUCCCAGGACCCAGUCCCAUGCCCAGCUUUCUGUCCCCUUCCCAACUUCUGGAGCAUGUGCUGCAGAGCCACCUUGGUCUGAGCACUUGAGGACCAGUCUCUUCCUCUCUAUGAGUAUGGGUCAUCGCUUGGGGAAUUUUCUUUUAAAUUGGAGAAAGGAGGUGGGGAACCAAAAUGCCCCUCCCUCCCCCCAUCAAACUUCCUUCAUUUAACUUGCUAUAAAAUGAGUCAUAUAAAGAAACUCUAUAUGGGUGAGGUAUAGCCCACUUCUGUGAAAACAUUACAAAUCAAACCGCCUUCUCUGAGUUUACUUAAGAUGCUUUUGUUGCGAGCGGAGCUCUAGAGUGAAGCCUCCUCUGUGUGUGUGAGAUAAUAACACCUUGUAACUCAUUACAGCUGGGCACUAUUUACAUAAACCAGAGCUGAGCCAGGGAGGAAUUUGCUGAUUAAUUUAUUUUUAAUGGAGUGAAGUAUACCAUGCACCAAAAUAAACUUUACUGUGUGUACCUAACUGCCCCUGGAAUGGAUGGAAAAAUUAAUGGAACAGAUUUUGGCUCCCAACUCUACACAUUAAUUCAUAUAUAAAAGUUAUUUGAGCCUUAACCCAUUUGCUGCCCAGGGCAGCUCCCCAGCCACAGAUCCCAGCCCACAGCACCAGUUCAGCUACUGGGCUUGCUUUAGAAUCAUGAAGUCUCAAGAUUUGGAAGGAACUUUAAAGGUCAUUUAGUCCAGCCCUGGUCCAGAACUUGACUCCGUUUCUCAACAUUCCAGUUGGCCUAUGUGCAUACAGGCCCUAUAUGAACAUCUCCAGCAGCAGAUAGUCUCUUCCUGCAGAGCCAAGUCCUGUCUCCAUGAGAUGAGUAAUUGUAAAACACUGAAACUUAGAAUACGGAGGAGCCACGUUUCAAAAAGCCAAAUCGGAUGUAUCAUGUCUGUGAUGUCCCAAAGCCCUCACUUCCUGGCCGUCUGUGUCUUUCACUGCCCAACCCCCCUUCCCUUCUAGAUCAAAUCCAGACUUCUCAGAGGCUGCAAGGCUCUCUUAAUUUGACUCCUGCUUGUUUCUGUGAGUCUCUAACCCAUUUCUUCUCUGAGCAAACUGAACCACUGGGGUUACCUGAAGAGACUACCCUGUGUGUUUCCUCUACCUAUUAUCCUCUCCAUUCUUCUUCUGACUAAAGAAAUCCUGUGUGUCCUCAAAUACUUCCGCCCUAGGUGGUAUCCUCUGUGAAACUGUUUUACAUCCCUACCUCCAUCCUGCACUGGGAGCUCCUUCAGAGUGGGCACUGUGUUUGGGUCGUCACCUUUGUUUUUCCACUGCCCAGCAGAAUCCCUGGCUCAUGGUAGGCAUCAGUGUAAGCUUUGAUAAAUGAAAGAAGGAAUGAAUGACUAAGUCAUCAAUCACUAUCACUACAAGCCCAACAAAAAAGUCCCUGUCUGGACCUGUCUCUCAGCUUUGCCUACAGUUCAGCUUAUUUUAACAAUUCAGUAUGAAGUACCUCCUUUGGCCUUCCUUAGGAAUGAAAGCCAAAUGUGCUUUCUAUGGCUGAAUGCUUUUGUAUUGUAAAUUGUUGUUAUACAAAACAAAGGAAGGAUGUGGUUUCUUGCCCUCAGGGAGACUGCUCUCUAGGGAUAAUUUUGUCAUUUAUCUGUACUUGGUAUACUUCCAGAAGAGAUCGCGGCAAAUUAAGAGACACAGUUACAAUAAAACUGCAAAAUGAUUAAAACAACGUUUAAAAGAUAAGUUGUAACUAUUGGGAGGGAAGAGAGGGAAAAUAAUCAUGUUAGAAAACCUAGGCUGCUAAUAACCAACUUUCAUGUGACUUUUUGGGUCAUUUAUAAAGUAUUUUAGGUGCAUUCUCUCACAGCAGUCCUGUAAAAUAAGUAUUAUCCUCAUCCUUCUUAUUAUCCCCUUUACACAGGUGAGGGGACUCAGAGAGGCCUGGAGAGUUUUCCAGGGUAAGAAGAGGCCAAGAGUGCCUCAGCCACAUCUUCGCUCCCCGGGUGCUUGUUCUCCCCCAUCCCACACUGCCUCCCGCAGGCCAGCGAGGGAAUCUGCAACAGUAUAAAACGUCCCUCGGAGCUUCCUGGCAGCCAAAGGCAGAAACCAAAAGGUUAGGUAGUUUCCUUCCCAUUGGCACGGAAAAGGAAGUAGACUUAUUCAUUAGGAGAAACAAAUGUUUUCCUUACUCUUCAGAGAAGAAUGUAUUAUGGGGUUAUUUUUAAUGAGAAACACUGAACAAUGUAGUAAACAGUACCCGUAAGAUUUGUUUCACCUAAAAAUUUAAAAAUAAUAAAUAAUUGCUAUUUCUUA